CUCUCCCAGAAUAUUCCCACGCUAACGCAGGAACGUGGCUGUUCAGGUUAACUCCGCUGGAGUACCCUCAUAGCACACGGUUCCUCCAACAAUAACUGUCCCUGACUCACUAAGUAACGAUUCUGUAGAUCACUGCAAUUCUUCAACAUAGGCUGUAUGGCAAAAACAGUCUGGGUUCUUGAGUUUACGCAGCGCCCGGUUCUUGGGCGUAAUCCAUGGCAUGGUAGCAUAUUUUCCCUUGUAACGGUUAUCUCCUCCUCCUUAGUUCAUAUCUUCUUCAUCGAUCGAAUCAGGAAGAUGACAAAACGGCCAUGGCUUCCCCUGGUGAUUCUGAUUACAGCAUUGUCCACACUGGGCUGUGGCCUAGAGGUUGCAGUGAGCGCGAUAACACUCCGAAGUGGUAGUGUGGCGCACGGCUAUCGUGGCGACGUUAUUGGGUGGUGGACAUCCCAAGCGGUAACAGACAUGCUAAUAGCAGGGACUAUGGUGGUACUGUUAUGGCGUAGUCGGACGGGGUUUCGACGGACGGACCGGGCUCUCACCUUGAUGGGAAUAUACGCCGUGAACACUGGUUUAGUACCCUGUAUUAUGGCAAUCGUAAUCGAAAUUAUCUUUCUAUCUUACAAGCAAACGGUCCAUUUCAUUUAUCUGUUCUUCAGCACGUCAUUAGGUGGGGUAUAUACCUUCACACUCCUUGCUAAUUUAAACGCGCGAAAUCGCAUGCGGUCAUGCCUUCACCCAAAAGAAGGUGAAGCUAUCCAUCAAUCUCUUUUCCUCACCGGAUUCCUUGCUCGGAGGCCGGAUCAAUUCCCCCGCCUUCGAGUGGUAAUUACUCUGGCGAUCCGCAUAUCAAGGUGCAGGUGCAUCAAGAGGCUAUGACAAGUGAUGAUAUACCGAUGAUACCGCAUAACCUCUCAUCACGCUUCAUAGAACCAUAGAGGAAGUCGUUUAUUAGCUAGACAUUACAUAUUAUAUAACAUUGUUUCCAAACACCACCCGUGAUUUGCUUACCAGUAUUUUGGAUUCAUCAUACACCUUCAUAAUGAAUGAUCAUGAUUUUGGUCGCAACGCCUCACCAAUUAUCUAGCUCAGAGAGGAUAUCUCGGACUUUCUGCCUCCGUGACUUGCGUGCGCCUGUCUUGUCCCUAUCUCAUAGGAUGAACUUCACUGUUGGCCAGCAGCCAGCUGCGGAUUGAGUGCAUUGGGGUUCUACCGAGUUGCCUUGUUGUGAGUCGAGAGUCGAGCAUCGGGAUAGUCAGC
Molecule: messenger RNA, 1260 nt
Organism: Cantharellus anzutake
Lineage: Eukaryota; Fungi; Basidiomycota; Agaricomycetes; Cantharellales; Hydnaceae
Exons: 18
Coding region: 157-879 (240 amino acids)
Source: RefSeq, a predicted model, not a curated record